AUAAAAGCCCUUCAAAAUCGAAACCCUAACUCCCUGUAAAACUUUGUCAUUCGCGGCGUCUCCCCCACUUCACAUCACCAAAGCAAGAGCUUCAGCAAUGGGGAUCGAUCUAAUCGCUGGAGGAAAGAGCAAGAAGACCAAGAGGACAGCUCCCAAAUCCGAUGAUAUUUAUCUCAAACUCCUCGUCAAGCUUUACCGUUUCCUUGUAAGAAGAACCGGGAGCAAAUUCAAUGCCGUGAUAUUGAAACGCUUGUUUAUGAGCAAAGUCAACAAGCCUCCACUAUCUCUCUCUAGGCUAGUUCAGUUCAUGAAGGGAAAGGAGGAUAAGAUUGCUGUGGUAGUGGGGACAGUGACAGAUGAUAUUAGGGUUUAUGAGGUUCCUGCUUUGAAGGUUACUGCUCUUAGGUUUACUGAGACUGCUAGAGCUAGGAUUGAGAAGGCUGGUGGAGAAUGCUUGACUUUUGAUCAGCUUGCUUUGAGGGCUCCCUUGGGUCAAAACACGGUUCUCCUCAGAGGUCCAAAGAACUCCCGUGAAGCAGUUAAACACUUUGGUCCUGCGCCUGGUGUUCCUCACAGCCACACCAAGCCAUAUGUCCGCGCGAAGGGAAGGAAGUUUGAAAGGGCUAGAGGAAGAAGGAACAGCAAGGGAUUCAGGGUUUAGACUGAGUUUUUACUACUUGAUUUUGAGGUUGCCAUUUAGGGAUUUAUGGCUGUUGUUUUGAUUGCUUAUGUUUGCAUCUUAUAAUUCACGGAUUAGCUUGUUUGAGGGUAAAUCUUUCUUAUGCUACAAAGUGGAGCAUGUUUAAGCAUUUUAAUUUUAUAUCUUAACAUGGAAUUCUUCUAUUA
Molecule: messenger RNA, 846 nt
Organism: Hibiscus syriacus
Lineage: Eukaryota; Viridiplantae; Streptophyta; Magnoliopsida; Malvales; Malvaceae
Product: 60S ribosomal protein L18-2
Exons: 5
Coding region: 98-661 (187 amino acids)
Biological process (GO): translation
Cellular component (GO): ribosome; cytosolic large ribosomal subunit
Molecular function (GO): structural constituent of ribosome; RNA binding
Source: RefSeq, a predicted model, not a curated record